AUGCGUCCCACAACUAUCGUCAGGAGCGGCAUGCCCACCGGCAAGACCUGGUCGGGCUGGUGGGGUGACAUGAAGGGCCCCAAGCAGAAGGGCAUCUACACCUACUCCGUCUCGCCCUUCGCCCAGAAGCCCAUGAAGGGCGCCCUCAACGGCUACAUCUUCUGGGGCUUCCGCCGCAUCGCCCAGCAGGUCCCCUACUUCAUUGUCCCCUUCGCGACCGGCUACGCUGUGUACAUCUGGGGCUACAACAAGUACGCCUACUACAACUCCAAGGAGGGCCACCACGCCAUCCACGAGGCUGAGCACGCCGGCCACUAA
Messenger RNA from Vanrija pseudolonga, 318 nucleotides. RefSeq names its product Cytochrome b-c1 complex subunit 8 (gene qcr8). The record is from RefSeq and is a predicted model, not a curated record. Gene Ontology annotation, biological process: mitochondrial electron transport, ubiquinol to cytochrome c. The transcript is spliced from 5 exons. Lineage: Eukaryota; Fungi; Basidiomycota; Tremellomycetes; Trichosporonales; Trichosporonaceae. Bases 1 to 318 code for a protein of 105 amino acids.